AAGAAUCAGGGCAGUGGUUGUCUGGAUGAAGAGAUCAUCCAUGGCUAAAACAGUCCUGAAAGAAAAGCAGCAACUCCUAGACCUUCCCCAACACACAAUGAUCCUUGAUGUGAAAACAAGGUAGAAUUCUCUCUUCCUUAUAGUAGAAAGAUUCAUGGAGCAAUACCCAGCAAUCCAAGCUGCAUCCAUGGACCCAUGGCUCAGGAAACAGAUGGAAAAGGACAAAUUGGGCUGGCUGAAAGAUGAGGAUUUCCAGAAGGCUGAGGAGUUUGUACAACUCAUGCGUGUCAUGUACACGUCCACCCUGUGCAUCUCCAGUGAACAAACUCCCACCUGUGGCCAAAUCCUCCCGAUCCUCAGGAAACUUGAAGACCAUUUCACAGUGCAGGAGGAAGACACACUGUUUGUGUCGAGCAUUAAAGAGAAGGUUUGGGGGAAUCUCUCUGGACGUUACCAGGAAGACACCAUCCAGGCCUUCCUACUCGAGGCGACAGCGAUGGACCCCAGGUUCAAAGGGAAGAUGGAGAGUGAUGCCACCUGGGACCGGUUGAGGGAGGCAGCUGUAGCAGAGGAGGAGGGCCACACAGAGGAGCAGGGCCACACAGACACAGACCAGCAGCAACAGGAGUCAGAAGAAGAAGGAAAGGAGGAGACAGCCACUCCACUCUACAAACCAAGGAAUGCCUUGGAGGAGCUGUUUGCUGAUGAAGACAUGGAGCUGCGGACCACCAUGCGGCAAAACACCUUGUCCGUCAGUGAACGAGUUGAUCACGAACUCCAACUCUACAAAGGCCUGCCUUCCAUCCCCAUGUCAGAAUCCCCUGCUUUGUGGUGGUGGGAAAAGAGAGGCACUCUGCCCCUGCUGACACAGCUUGCAACCACCUACCUCUGUGCCCAAGCCUCCUCCACCCCCAGUGAGAGGGUCUUCUCUACAGCCGGGGACACUAUAAGUCAGGAGAGAUCACGACUCCUGCUAGAGAAGGCAGAUAUGUUGAUUUUUCUGCAGAAGAACUGUUAGGAUAAUCUUCUAGGUUCUUGUUUGUUUGUUUGAACUUCCGUUAGCCUUUUGCUGUAAAAAAUUAUUUUUAAUAUAUAUUUUUUUUCUUUAUCUUUAUCUACUUUUAUUUUUUUAUCUUAUUUGUUGUUGUUGAAUGUUGAUUAUAAAGUCUAUAAUUCAGACGCAUUUAAAACA
Messenger RNA from Lampris incognitus (smalleye Pacific opah), 1192 nucleotides. Its product is annotated as zinc finger BED domain-containing protein 4. The coding region runs from base 155 to 1018 and encodes 287 amino acids. Gene Ontology annotation, molecular function: protein dimerization activity. Lineage: Eukaryota; Metazoa; Chordata; Actinopteri; Lampriformes; Lampridae. The record is from RefSeq and is a predicted model, not a curated record. The transcript is spliced from 2 exons.